Molecule: messenger RNA, 1119 nt
Organism: Kockovaella imperatae
Lineage: Eukaryota; Fungi; Basidiomycota; Tremellomycetes; Tremellales; Cuniculitremaceae
Exons: 2
Coding region: 50-727 (225 amino acids)
Source: RefSeq, a predicted model, not a curated record
AGAGAAGGAGAGGAGGUUUGGCGGCUACCUUCGGCAACAGCAUGACGGGAUGUUGGCGGCUGUGACAAUGCCCCAGACCACAGAGGCCGAAAAGCGGGCCAGAAAAAUCGAAAUGGAUACAUCUUCAAAGUCCUUCUUAUCCGCCUUGGAUAAACUUGAAUCGCUCGCCGUCAAUCUGCAGUCACAAGAAUCCCGGAAGUCGAUAGCUGCCACAAGAAACCUCUUUGAGGCUGCCGACCAGCCUGAGCCCUGGAAGGCCCUUUUCGAAUACAGCCAACACAGGUCCGCCAUGUUGGAAAAGGAAGGGGAAGACGAACGCUCAUCACAAGCUCUACUCUGUGAUGCUCUCCUUGCACGCAUUCUUGAACUCGAAAGUGCUGGUCCUUCAUAUCACCUCGCCAUGUUUUGGGCUCAGACUGGAACAGCCGUCUUGACGGCCUUAUCCUUGGUCGGUGAGGGUGUUAGCAAUAUAGCCCUCUGUGCCCGAGAUAUUGGACGUGCAGCUCAAAGUACAACUCCUGGCUUCUCUGGCUGGUCCAACUCUCAGGGUGUGGAGCCGGGAACCACCGUCCAGGACAACACGACUGAGACCGUAACGAAUGACGGUCAAGUCUUUGAAGAUGACAAGCCCGUAAGUAUUGCAAACUCCAAGGUCGAGCCCAACACUACCGGGAUUACCGCAAGGUCCCCUUACAGUUCGGAGAAAAGGGAGGCUCUUGACGGUUAAGCAGCAGAAGUUGCGCAGUCCAGCUUGACAUGAGCCAUUAUCCAGAGGAUCCUUUAUGCACCUAAUGACCCCAGCCCUUCAUGCAUGUCUUCACGACCGACAUGGCUUCAAAUGCUCGACUUGCUCCUCACUGUUUUAUAGCUGUUUUGAAUUGUCGACGUUUUUGCCGCCGCCACUGAUGUGCGUAAUCCUAAUGACGCUGGGCUUUUUAUUGCGCAAUUAUGGAUGGAUGGCCCAUGUGUAGAGACAUUGGACGGGUUCAGAGAGCAAUUGAGAAAGGGUUGGAUGGGGGGGCACCAGUCUCUCGCCUUCUCUGAGUCCAGAGCUACUUGCGCUGGGGAACCGAUAGUACAGAUGCUCUGCUGAGCUUGCCUUUGGUCGGACCCAACCCA